Oikopleura dioica is the source of this 609-nucleotide messenger RNA. NCBI's taxonomy places the organism in Eukaryota, Metazoa, Chordata, Appendicularia, Copelata, Oikopleuridae. The record is from the annotation of a GenBank genome assembly.
AUGAAGGGGCACUGGAUAAAGGCGAGGCGAAAAUCGUAUCCAAUUCAAGACUCGAAAAUGGCGAUGAUCCAUGAACUCCCCCAUCAGAGAAAUAUUCAUCUUACUGGCUACUCGAAAUUCGCUGAAGAUAGUCAAUCUCUGGCCUCAGAACUUGCACCUGCUUGUCGCCCACGCAGCUCUAGAAGAGGUUCCAAGCGAUUGUCGAUAAAAGAUGUAUUUAGCUCCUCUAUGCUCUCAGUUCUGAGCCGCUCUCAAUCAACUGGUUUUUCCUCUGAAAGCGACCCCGUUCACCGAAUCUCCACUGGCUCAACCACCUCCUCCAACUCCCGAGAUUCUCGCAAGCGCUCUCGUCGAGCUGCUCAAUCUCCCGUCAUCACCGCCCGCUCAUCUGCUUCUAGCGUCGGAGGCUUUAUCACGGACCAAGUCACGCUGCCUGACUGGACCGGAGACGAUUUCAUUUCCGACUGUUUGACUUCUAUCAAGCCCGGUUUACGGGCCACACCAGCCGCCCUCUCGUCGAGGACGAUUUCCCUGCCGAAUUGUUCUGCUUCGUGUCCAAGUAUGAGUGCCAAAGCACGCUCCCAUACUCGAUCAAAAAGUUCACAAUAA